Pseudo-nitzschia multistriata is the source of this 3793-nucleotide messenger RNA. NCBI's taxonomy places the organism in Eukaryota, Bacillariophyta, Bacillariophyceae, Bacillariales, Bacillariaceae. The record is from the annotation of a GenBank genome assembly.
CGCAGAAAAAUAAUGAUCGCGGAAGCAGAUGCGAGUGCACGUUCAAGCAUCCGAUCUCCGCGUUGAAAGAAAACAACACCGCUGUAUUGCCAAAGAACAACAACAAGCUAUUUCUCGUUGUCCUCAGUCUUUCGAAUAUUGCAAGCGAUAUCGGGUUGAGAAAUUAUCGAUAAGCUAGGAAGUUGUGAGGCAUUACUUCAAUUCGAUUCGCAAACAUUCACCAUGCCCGUCUACAACUUUAAGAAAAUGAGUCCGGUGCCGGCGGCGCCGGAUUUCAUCGACAUUGUCCUCAUGAGAACCCAGCGUCGAACCCCGACUAUUAUUCACCCCGGAUACAAGAUCACGAGAAUCCGUGGCUUCUAGUGAGUAUAUAAUUCGUGACGAGAAGCGAGUCUGUUCGAAACCCUCUUCUUUAUCUCAUAUAUUUUUGUGCCAUUCGUCUUCUGGUUCAAUCCUCUAAAUCAUCUCGAAGCAUGAGAAAGAUUAAAUUUACUCAACAAACAAUUUCCGAAAGGCUGUCGMAGAUUUUGACCGACUUUCCUCGCCUCAACGAUAUCCACCCGUUUUACGCCGAUCUCUGCAAUACCUUGUAUGAUAAAGAUCACUACAAGCUUGCUCUGGGACAACUCAACACGGCCCGUUCGCUCGUGGAUCAAAUCGCUCGGGAUAUGAUUCGCAUGGUGAAGUACGCAGAUUCUGCUUACCGCUGCAAGUGUCUCAAACGAGCAGCACUGGGACGAAUGUGCACGGUCUUAAAGCGACAAAAGGCAUCCCUGGCCUACCUGGAAGAAGUUCGUAAGCAUCUUUCUCGUCUUCCGGCGUUGGAUCCGAACACGAGGACGAUUCUCAUGUGCGGUUUGCCCAAUGUCGGAAAGUCUAGCUUCAUGAACAAAAUUACCCGUGGCAAUGUUGAUGUCCAACCCUAUGCAUUUACUACCAAAUCGCUGUUUGUUGGUCACUGCGAUUACAAGUAUUUGCGGUGGCAGGUGAUCGAUACGCCCGGAAUUUUGGAUCAUUCUUUGGAAGAGAGAAACACCAUUGAGAUGCAGGCAAUUAUUGCUCUUGCCCAUUUGACCUGUAGYGUCUUGUACUUUUGCGAUAUUUCCGAACACUGUGGGUAUACCAUCGAAGCCCAAUGCUCACUCUUCCGGAGUAUCAAGCCCCUGUUUGCGAACAAGCAGCUGAUUCUCGUCGUCAACAAGGUCGAYGAACAACCCUGGGAAACGCUAGACCCUGAGAAAAAAGAAAUGAUCGAGGCAUUGGCCAAGGACGCWAAUUGCUCUCUCAUGACUAUGUCGAACAAAUCGGAGCACGGUGUYUCCGAAGUCAAGGCAUCGGCUUGUGAAAAGCUCCUUGCGUCUCGUGUGGAUGCACGUGUCUCGGGCAAGAAGAUCGAGGGUGUGAUGAAUCGUCUGCAGGUCUUCCACCCCACACCUCGCGAUAAUGUUGAGCGCGGAGCCCAYAUUCCAGAUACCGUCAAGGAUGCGAUCGCCGAAGGSAGAAUCGGAUCGGUCGAUCACAAACCAAAACGUUCGCGAUCAGGAUACGCACAGACCAAGGGUGAUACUGAUGGCGGUGACGAUGAUGAGAUGAACGGAUCGUACCGAAAGACAGCACGUGAUCUCAUGUGGGAGAACGGUGGUCCCGGAGUUUGGGCUCCUGACUACCGAGAACAGUACGAACUCAAGGAAGACGAAUGGAAAUUCGACGCAAUCCCCGAAAUUAUCGACGGAAAAAAUAUCGCUGAUUAUGUUGAUCCUGACAUCGAGAAGAAACUUGCAGAUCUCGAGAUGGAAGAGGAACAACUCCUCAAACAACUCGAGGCGGAGCGAAUGGGAGAAGAACCCGAGUCCGAUUUGGACAGUGAAGAGGAGGCCGCUGUUGAUGCCAUCCGUGACCGCAAAAAGAUUAUCCGAAAAAUGUCUCAGGUUAACAGGAGCGAGAAUAAACCCGUCAUCCCACGCACUGCAAGAGGAAGAACCAAAGAUAAGCACCAGCCGGGAGACCGAUCCGAGGAUGUGGUCAAGGCAAAAAUGGAUAAACUUGGAGUGGAUGCCAGUAAAAUGAUCGAACGAGGCCGAACCAUGGAUCGAGAGCGUGGUCGCAAGCGAGAACGAUCCAGGAAACGCAGUUCCCGUGAUACAGAGGCGAUUGAAUCGGAUGACGAAAUGCAGGAUGCAACAAUGAGCAAAACACAGGCCAAGAAAAAGAAGCGAUCGAAGAGCGAAGCUGCUAGACGUGAAGCAAGCGUCACAAGGGGGCACUCGAAACCUCGUGAUCCGUCUCAGGUUGGUCUUUAUUCAGAAUCCGCAGUUAAGGCAGCCAAGAAAUUGGAGCGCCUUGGUCGCAAGGGUUGGCAUGGAGCGUCAGGAGAAGGUGAUAAUCGCAAGUCGGAGCAUCUGGUCAAAUGGAUGAAUACCGGGAAGAAGCGUAUGGGAACCCACGACUGGCGAUAAAUGCACUGAAAUCGGACUGACAUUAGCAAUUGUUGCCACACAAAUGUUUAAACAUAGUAAAUAUUUGUAUUCUACUUCUAUUACUAGUGAUUGUAUUUCCAAACUUUCCAACUGCUCUGUUAUCCGACCCUACUGACGCAAAGGCGAUAACUGGAUCAUUCCAUAUGGUGGUCGUGUUUUGCAGCUACUGUUGCUGCAUGGUGAUCUAGCGAAAGGGUGAUAAACUUCCGUGAUGCGAACGGGGAUGUCCAAUCGGAUGAGUGCUGCAUUCACUGUGACAGCAACCCGAUGGAAGGUGUGAGAAUCCAAAAAUGGGUCGAUCACCACAUAUUCAUUUUUAUCACCAGUGGAGAGAUCGAGAACAAGAUUCCACAAAGUCCGGUACAACUGGAAUGGAGAACCAAAAGGGUGAAGAACCCAAUCUAUUUCAUUGUUCUUGGCGCUCUCCGGUUGUUCGUUCUCUGCAUCAAACCAUGAUCGGGAAUCUUUGAGGAUCUGCUGGUGAUCUUCGUGUGAAUUYUGAAUAUGCUCGCGUGUAGCAUCAACAGAUUGGAAGAUGACGUCGAGCUUCCCUCGUACCGAGUCCAGAUCAAGUUCAUCAAUUGAUACCUGCUUUUUUGUUUUUAUUGUAAUACCUACUGUCGGAAAGGGACUAUGCCACUGCGGAGACCACAUCCGUGGUGAAUGCUUGAAAUUAGGGUGGAACAAAUCCAAUCGAAAUUCUAUAUUGCUUGGCAAGAGUGGYCUGGUCAUUUGAAUGGCUUCUAGUAUAGUCACCAUGGUAUCAUAGUUCCAAAUAGAUUCCGAUUUUGGAAACACAAUCAAUUUCGCGGAAUUUCGUGACGAGGAAGACUUWGGUGAUGUCGAAGUUUCUUCUUCGAGGGCCUCUACGAUUCUGUUCCACAGGAAUGCCAAGGUUUCUGCCGUAGAAUGGCAAGAGGAUGCAACGAACAAGUCAUUGAUGCCGUCGUAUUGAACAUUAGUUACCCGUUGUCGCUCCAUUCUUCUUGGGAUGUCGUCCGUAUUUGAAUCGGAAGGAGAUGCGUCUUCAUCUUCACUCCAAACAAUAUCUGUGUCCACUACCCAACGCAAGGUYUCUUCUUCAACUUGCUCGUCUGUGAGCAUCCCGGCUGAUUUUGGAUUGUAGCCUAGGAAUCUGUCAAGAGCUCGUUKUUUUUCGUCCGACUGAGAAAUGAUCCAAAAGUCAUUUUCGUCAUUAUUGAGACUAUUGCAUCGAGAAAAGAUAUUGUUGCUUGCGAGGAGUGGAUUUUUCAAUCGUUCUUCCACCUCUUUUGACCGUUCGCAAUCAUCAAAAUACAUUAAAAAACUAGCAUCAA